Molecule: messenger RNA, 3791 nt
Organism: Seriola aureovittata
Lineage: Eukaryota; Metazoa; Chordata; Actinopteri; Carangiformes; Carangidae
Gene: ptpn1
Product: protein tyrosine phosphatase non-receptor type 1
Exons: 9
Coding region: 482-1795 (437 amino acids)
Biological process (GO): protein dephosphorylation
Molecular function (GO): protein tyrosine phosphatase activity
Source: RefSeq, a predicted model, not a curated record
AAUAAAGUAUUGAAAAAAAAAAAAAAAGUGAAAAAAAGAUGCCUUCCGCACCUCCUCUCCGGUGUCUACAGCCGCCACAAAAAUGGUGAAGUGUGAAGUGACUCUCUCAAACAAAGUCACAUAUCACUGCCUGAAAAACACCUUUAACCCCUAUUUCACUUUCAGAGAGCCCACAGAGGAGCAUUGUCUGUGAAAGGGAAAAAAAAAGCACAUUUUGCUGUUUUCUACCACCCAAGGACAGAGAGCUCCUCGCGGUGGGAGGAGCCAGCGGCGUGUUUCCGCUCAGAGCAGGCCGACAGAGGUUACACGGUGAUCUACGCAGCCGUGCGGAGAAAUCACCGAAGAAGUGGCGGAACAGUUGUUUGUUACCGAGGAACACUGUCUGACAAAAAAUUUGUUGGAGCAUUUGUUGUCCACAUCGGGGGAAGAAGAAGAACAAGAGGAGGAGGAAGAAGAAGGAGUGGCAGCUGGACUGUCAGCAAUGGAAGCCGAGUUUCGGGAAAUCGAUGAAAACGGGAGCUGGAACGGCGUUUACCAGGAGAUUCGUCAGCAGUCAUGUGACCUCCCCUGCAAGUUUGCCAAAUUACCUGAAAACAAGAGUCGGAAUCGUUACAGAGAUGUUAGCCCAUUUGACCACAGCAGAAUAUGUCUGCAGCUGGGUACAAAUGACUACAUUAAUUCCAGCCUAAUAACAGUAGAAGAGGCACAGAGGAACUACAUCCUCACUCAGGGACCCCUUCCAAAUACAUGUGGCCACUUCUGGGAGAUGGUGUGGGAGCAGAGGACCCGCGGCGUGGUGAUGCUGAACAGAGUCAUAGAGAAAGGCUCUGUUAAAUGUGCCCAAUAUUGGCCACAGAGGGAGGAGAAGGACGCUGUCUUUGAAGACACCAAUUUCAAGCUUACCCUCGUCUCAGAAGACAUCAAGUCUUACUACACAGUCCGUCAGCUGGAGCUGGAAAAUCUGUCUACUCAAGAGACUCGUGAGAUUUUACAUUUUCACUACACCACCUGGCCUGACUUUGGGGUGCCAGAGUCUCCCGCCUCCUUCCUUAACUUCCUGUUCAAGGUGCGAGAGUCCGGGUGCCUGAAUUCAGACCAGGGGCCAGUGGUGGUGCACUGCAGUGCUGGCAUUGGUCGCUCGGGGACCUUCUGUCUUGUGGACACUUGCCUCUUAUUGAUGUCUAUCCGUAAGGACCCGUCUUCAGUGCGUAUUCGCGAUGUGCUGCUGGAGAUGCGACGCUAUCGAAUGGGCUUGAUUCAAACAGCGGAUCAACUUCGCUUCUCCUACCUCGCUGUCAAUGAAGGUGCCAAAUACAUCAAGGGUGACACAUCUCUGCAGGAGUCAUGGAAAGAGCUCUCGAACGAGGAAGACGAUCCUCCAGAGUUCACCCCUCCUCCUCCUCUUCCUCCUCCCAGAGACCCUCACAAUGGGAAAGUUGAGCCAUCGUUUUUCCCUGAAAAUGAUGAGAUCAUCCAACGCAUUGAGCACAGGAAUCUCGGGUCCUCACAAGAGUCGGAGCUGCGAAAGAGGAAUGUCGAUGCUCCCCAGCCUCCUCCUGAUCACGUUGAACUUCUCGAUGGCCACAUCGGAAGCCAAGAUCUUACCUCCAAAGCCCCAUCCAAAUCCCAGCAGCAGCAGCACGAGGCCCAGGAGCAGGAGUCAGUCGAGGCAGCAGAGCAGCCAAAGGAAAGCUCUCCUGUUCCGGGGACUUGGUCUCCUCUACUAGCCAACGUGUGCCUGUGCACAGCGCUGGCUCUCAGUGCGUAUGUCUGUUAUCGAGCCUAUUUCCACUGAUGUCUGUCCUUCCUCCUCUUUUUUUUUUUUUUUUUUUUUUUUUUUGUUCCUCUCUGUCUCUCCACUGAUGUUGCAAAGUGGACUACGUUGGCCAAUCAGCCUGCUUUGAACUCUGGGUUUACUCUGCGAGUGAGUGGAUUAUUUGGACUUCAGCAGAUUCAGGUUCACUCGUUUCAUUUUACAAAUGCAGUGGGAGGGGGCGACUGGGUGGGAAGAAGUCUUGCCCCUUCUCAUAACCCACCCAAAACAUUCGUUCAGUAUGUCAUCUUGGAUGCUCAGGGCCUCAGUUUUUCAGGUGUCACAUCUCAAAUCCGAGACUCAAAAAUAUAAUACAUAUCGCGGUCAGUAGAGGAAAAGGGUUUGUUUUAGCUCCCUUGUUCCGUGAACCAGGAUGAAUGGCCUGUCAGCCCAUUUUACAUGUGUCUCCUCUCUUAUUUACCAAAAUUACAUAAUUGUAUGAGUUCUUCCAUUUCAUCUUUUUACUAAUGUGUCCGUUAUGAUUUCACAUUUUCUCUCUUUUGCUUACACAAAUGGAUCAGAAAUUACAGAUCCAGAUCUUUGACCAGCCUGUCUGAAAAUUUGCCAGUUUGGGAGGUAGCAGUUUAAAAAAAAAAAAAAAAAAAAAAGUUAUUUUGUUUUGGGUCAAUAUUAAACCCAACAGUAAGUUGAAGUAUGUAAAAGUAAGAGGAAAGCAAUCGUGUGCCCAUUAGAUAAGAGAUGCAUGCUGGGGUGGGCACUGAAUUGUUAUCUGUCCUCACUCCUGGCCUGUGUAUAGCUGCAGGAGGCAUGCUGGUUGAGUCCAUACAGUAUGCUUGUUUUUGUGUGUGUGUGUGUGUUUGUGUGUGUGUGUGUGUGUGUGUGUGUGUGUGUGUGUGUGUGUGUACGUACAUAUGAGCGAGUGGUAGUUAUCGGAGCUUUCUACUGAUGCUUGAGUUAAAUCUACUCAGUGAAAAAUAUUAAUAUAACAUUUACAGGAUGUUAAAUGUGAGAUACGUAGACUGGGUUGCCUCCUGGCAACUGACCCCCCCACCCCCCCCCACCCCCCCACCCACACACACACACCCCGAUCCUGCGUUUUCUCUCCCUGGGAGUUCAACAGUGGCACAGAAAAGUUGCUUUAAAAACAAAAUGUUGCAGGAACAGGGUGAUAUGCAACUUUCUCCAUUUGCCUGGCAUUCUCAACUUGACUUGGGAAUAAUAUUGACAUCUUGAGGUGGCUUUUUUGCUAGUUUGGGAUAGCAGCUUUUCAGUCACAGUGGAUUAAAAAAAAAUAAACGUGUGGAGGCUGUUCAUGCCAAGAGAUUGUGUAACAUAACCUGAAAGCAGCUGAUACAUGUUGUAAAGUGUGUUCAGUCAGUGGAGUUAUGCCAGCUUAACGAACGGAGACACCCAGCUAUUUUUCGCCAGCAAUACAAAUACUUAAUAAUGUGUCACCCUUUACUUCAACAAACUCUUGAGUUGUACAGGUAGUCGUGGAUUUUGAACAAACCAAAAAUCAAACACCAGCACAGGGAUGAAAACAAUACACUGUAGUAAUGAUCUGUUGUGUCAUGGCGUGGCCCUGAGCUGGCUAUAUUGUUUUGUAUGAUUGUCUUUUUGUUUUUUGUUCUUUAGCAUGCUGCAUUUGUGAAUCAACAGGUUUGUCCUAAGAAGAGAUUAGUUAAGCUGCUAGCGUUCAGUUUACCUUUGUGACUCGACAACGUUCAGUACUUGAGUCCAACAGCUGUACCUUCGUUUAGAAUGUAUAAAUGUCCUGUCCAAGGACACACCCUUAUUAGAUAAAUAUAUUUUUUUCAAAUCAGGUUUCAGUGUGCUGAGUUUUUUUUUUUUUGUUUUUUUUUUUCUGCUUUAGCGAGGGAUAAAAUCUCAGCACCUGUGCAGCCAUUGCACCAGGUUUUCCUGUUUUUUCUAUACUUAUGCUGAGCUCAAAAACAUGUAUUUUUUUAUUUACAUUUGUUGUGUUCCUUUUUAAAUAAAAAAAAAGUCUACUGUUGUA